AUGAUACCUGCAUUGUUAUAUAGCAGGGAACAUACCGAAUCUUUUACAAGGAAUCGAGCUUCGUUGUGUCUUGCGCUCCGGGUUUGCUUCGGUUGUCAGGGCGCAACCGCGACCGGAUCCGAGUCGGAUCUCAUCCGUUCGCACGUGUACGCAUUUUUGGCAGGUGCUCAAAGCGUUUCACAAGAGUAUACACUUUCUGACAGCUCUGUGUCGAAGACGGCGAUCGUGCAGCACGUGCGCACCGCCAUCAUGCCCAUGCUCUCGCAGCUCAAAGCCUCUAUUGACGCCAAGGUGCGCCUGGAGCUGCGCGUGGGGCGCAACGACUCGCGGGACGCGGGGAUCAUGGAGGAGGCGAAGAAGCUGCAAGCGACGUGCCUCGUGCUCGGCACUAAGGGCCGCGGGAUGUUCACCAUGCGCGGCAAGCUAUCAGGCAGCACGAGCGCCUACUGUGUGAAGAACCGCCCACCCACGCUCUCCGUGAUAGUAGUUGCCAAGGACAAGGUGCUGCUGACCAAGCAAGGCGACGCCACCCCCCCCGACCGCUCCCCUGCUCUCUCCAUGAGCAGCAGUCCCCUCCCUGGCGCCUCUUCCCCUUCCGUCCCCUCUGCUGGGUCCUCCCCUGGGGACAGCCGAAGAAACAGCGAGAGCCGGAGCGGCAUGGUGGCAGCUGCGUCUUCUGUGGCUGGGGUGGCAGCAGCGGGAGGGACGCUGGAAGCAUGGAGUGGGGUCUACUGCCGUGUGUACUCUUAUGAGGAGAUUCAGAGAGCGACGGACAACUUCAGUCCCCAGCUGCUGCUGGGGGAGGGCGGUUGCGGCACUGUCUUUUCUGGGCUGCUGGGCGGCAGCAAGGUGGCUGUGAAGGUCGAGCUACUGAGUCAAAUUCACCACCCACAUGUGCUGUCGCUGCUGGGGUGCUGUUCCUCCCACCACUACAUUACCAAUUCACUCUCUACGCCAUCUCUCGCUCUACUCCAUCUCUCGCUCUACUCCAUCUCUCGCUCUACUCCAUCUCUCGCUCUACUCCAUCUCUCGCUCUACUCCAUCUCUCGCUCUACUCCAUCUCUCGCUCUACUCCAUCUCUCGCUCUACUCCAUCUCUCGCUCUACUCCAUCUCUCGCUCUACUCCAUCUCUCGCUCUACUCCAUCUCUCGCUCUACUCCAUCUCUCGCUCUACUCCAUCUCUCGCUCUACUCCAUCUCUCGCUCUACUCCAUCUCUCGCUCUACUCCAUCUCUCGCUCUACUCCAUCUCUCGCUCUACUCCAUCUCUCGCUCUACUCCAUCUCUCGCUCUACUCCAUCUCUCGCUCUACUCCAUCUCUCGCUCUACUCCAUCUCUCGCUCUACUCCAUCUCUCGCUCUACUCCAUCUCUCGCUCUACUCCAUCUCUCGCUCUACUCCAUCUCUCGCUCUACUCCAUCUCUCGCUCUACGCCAUCUCCGCUCUCUACUCCAUCUCUCGCUCUACUCCAUCUCUCGCUCUACUCCAUCUCUCGCUCUACUCCAUCUCUCGCUCUACUCCAUCUCUCGCUCUACUCCAUCUCUCGCUCUACUCCAUCUCUCGCUCUACUCCAUCUCUCGCUCUACUCCAUCUCUCGCUCUACUCCAUCUCUCGCUCUACUCCAUCUCUCGCUCUACUCCAUCUCUCGCUCUACUCCAUCUCUCGCUCUACUCCAUCUCUCGCUCUACUCCAUCUCUCUCCUCUACUCCAUCUCUCGCUCUACUCCAUCUCUCGCUCUACUCCAUCUCUCGCUCUACUCCAUCUCUCGCUCUACUCCAUCUCUCGCUCUACUCCAUCUCUCGCUCUACUCCAUCUCUCGCUCUGCUCCAUCUCUCGCUCUGCUCCAUCUCUCGCUCUGCUCCAUCUCUCGCUCUGCUCCAUCUCUCGCUCUGCUCCAUCUCUCGCUCUGCUCCAUCUCUCGCUCUGCUCCAUCUCUCGCUCUGCUCCAUCUCUCGCUCUGCUCCAUCUCUCGCUCUGCUCCAUCUCUCGCUCUGCUCCAUCUCUCGCUCUGCUCCAUCUCUCGCUCUGCUCCAUCUCUCGCUCUGCUCCAUCUCUCGCUCUGCUCCAUCUCUCGCUCUGCUCCAUCUCUCGCUCUGCUCCAUCUCUCGCUCUGCUCCAUCUCUCGCUCUGCUCCAUCUCUCGCUCUGCUCCAUCUCUCGCUCUGCUCCAUCUCUCGCUCUGCUCCAUCUCUCGCUCUGCUCCAUCUCUCGCUCUGCUCCAUCUCUCGCUCUGCUCCAUCUCUCGCUCUGCUCCAUCUCUCGCUCUGCUCCAUCUCUCGCUCUGCUCCAUCUCUCGCUCUGCUCCAUCUCUCGCUCUGCUCCAUCUCUCGCUCUGCUCCAUCUCUCGCUCUGCUCCAUCUCUCGCUCUGCUCCAUCUCUCGCUCUGCUCCAUCUCUCGCUCUGCUCCAUCUCUCGCUCUGCUCCAUCUCUCGCUCUGCUCCAUCUCUCGCUCUGCUCCAUCUCUCGCUCUGCUCCAUCUCUCGCUCUGCUCCAUCUCUCGCUCUGCUCCAUCUCUCGCUCUGCUCCAUCUCUCGCUCUGCUCCAUCUCUCGCUCUGCUCCAUCUCUCGCUCUGCUCCAUCUCUCGCUCUGCUCCAUCUCUCGCUCUGCUCCAUCUCUCGCUCUGCUCCAUCUCUCGCUCUGCUCCAUCUCUCGCUCUGCUCCAUCUCUCGCUCUGCUCCAUCUCUCGCUCUGCUCCAUCUCUCGCUCUGCUCCAUCUCUCGCUCUGCUCCAUCUCUCGCUCUGCUCCAUCUCUCGCUCUGCUCCAUCUCUCGCUCUGCUCCAUCUCUCGCUCUGCUCCAUCUCUCGCUCUGCUCCAUCUCUCGCUCUGCUCCAUCUCUCGCUCUGCUCCAUCUCUCGCUCUGCUCCAUCUCUCGCUCUGCUCCAUCUCUCGCUCUGCUCCAUCUCUCGCUCUGCUCCAUCUCUCGCUCUGCUCCAUCUCUCGCUCUGCUCCAUCUCUCGCUCUGCUCCAUCUCUCGCUCUGCUCCAUCUCUCGCUCUGCUCCAUCUCUCGCUCUGCUCCAUCUCUCGCUCUGCUCCAUCUCUCGCUCUGCUCCAUCUCUCGCUCUGCUCCAUCUCUCGCUCUGCUCCAUCUCUCGCUCUGCUCCAUCUCUCGCUCUGCUCCAUCUCUCGCUCUGCUCCAUCUCUCGCUCUGCUCCAUCUCUCGCUCUGCUCCAUCUCUCGCUCUGCUCCAUCUCUCGCUCUGCUCCAUCUCUCGCUCUGCUCCAUCUCUCGCUCUGCUCCAUCUCUCGCUCUGCUCCAUCUCUCGCUCUGCUCCAUCUCUCGCUCUGCUCCAUCUCUCGCUCUGCUCCAUCUCUCGCUCUGCUCCAUCUCUCGCUCUGCUCCAUCUCUCGCUCUGCUCCAUCUCUCGCUCUGCUCCAUCUCUCGCUCUGCUCCAUCUCUCGCUCUGCUCCAUCUCUCGCUCUGCUCCAUCUCUCGCUCUGCUCCAUCUCUCGCUCUGCUCCAUCUCUCGCUCUGCUCCAUCUCUCGCUCUGCUCCAUCUCUCGCUCUGCUCCAUCUCUCGCUCUGCUCCAUCUCUCGCUCUGCUCCAUCUCUCGCUCUGCUCCAUCUCUCGCUCUGCUCCAUCUCUCGCUCUGCUCCAUCUCUCGCUCUGCUCCAUCUCUCGCUCUGCUCCAUCUCUCGCUCUGCUCCAUCUCUCGCUCUGCUCCAUCUCUCGCUCUGCUCCAUCUCUCGCUCUGCUCCAUCUCUCGCUCUGCUCCAUCUCUCGCUCUGCUCCAUCUCUCGCUCUGCUCCAUCUCUCGCUCUGCUCCAUCUCUCGCUCUGCUCCAUCUCUCGCUCUGCUCCAUCUCUCGCUCUGCUCCAUCUCUCGCUCUGCUCCAUCUCUCGCUCUGCUCCAUCUCUCGCUCUGCUCCAUCUCUCGCUCUGCUCCAUCUCUCGCUCUGCUCCAUCUCUCGCUCUGCUCCAUCUCUCGCUCUGCUCCAUCUCUCGCUCUGCUCCAUCUCUCGCUCUGCUCCAUCUCUCGCUCUGCUCCAUCUCUCGCUCUGCUCCAUCUCUCGCUCUGCUCCAUCUCUCGCUCUGCUCCAUCUCUCGCUCUGCUCCAUCUCUCGCUCUGCUCCAUCUCUCGCUCUGCUCCAUCUCUCGCUCUGCUCCAUCUCUCGCUCUGCUCCAUCUCUCGCUCUGCUCCAUCUCUCGCUCUGCUCCAUCUCUCGCUCUGCUCCAUCUCUCGCUCUGCUCCAUCUCUCGCUCUGCUCCAUCUCUCGCUCUGCUCCAUCUCUCGCUCUGCUCCAUCUCUCGCUCUGCUCCAUCUCUCGCUCUGCUCCAUCUCUCGCUCUGCUCCAUCUCUCGCUCUGCUCCAUCUCUCGCUCUGCUCCAUCUCUCGCUCUGCUCCAUCUCUCGCUCUGCUCCAUCUCUCGCUCUGCUCCAUCUCUCGCUCUGCUCCAUCUCUCGCUCUGCUCCAUCUCUCGCUCUGCUCCAUCUCUCGCUCUGCUCCAUCUCUCGCUCUGCUCCAUCUCUCGCUCUGCUCCAUCUCUCGCUCUGCUCCAUCUCUCGCUCUGCUCCAUCUCUCGCUCUGCUCCAUCUCUCGCUCUGCUCCAUCUCUCGCUCUGCUCCAUCUCUCGCUCUGCUCCAUCUCUCGCUCUGCUCCAUCUCUCGCUCUGCUCCAUCUCUCGCUCUGCUCCAUCUCUCGCUCUGCUCCAUCUCUCGCUCUGCUCCAUCUCUCGCUCUGCUCCAUCUCUCGCUCUGCUCCAUCUCUCGCUCUGCUCCAUCUCUCGCUCUGCUCCAUCUCUCGCUCUGCUCCAUCUCUCGCUCUGCUCCAUCUCUCGCUCUGCUCCAUCUCUCGCUCUGCUCCAUCUCUCGCUCUGCUCCAUCUCUCGCUCUGCUCCAUCUCUCGCUCUGCUCCAUCUCUCGCUCUGCUCCAUCUCUCGCUCUGCUCCAUCUCUCGCUCUGCUCCAUCUCUCGCUCUGCUCCAUCUCUCGCUCUGCUCCAUCUCUCGCUCUGCUCCAUCUCUCGCUCUGCUCCAUCUCUCGCUCUGCUCCAUCUCUCGCUCUGCUCCAUCUCUCGCUCUGCUCCAUCUCUCGCUCUGCUCCAUCUCUCGCUCUGCUCCAUCUCUCGCUCUGCUCCAUCUCUCGCUCUGCUCCAUCUCUCGCUCUGCUCCAUCUCUCGCUCUGCUCCAUCUCUCGCUCUGCUCCAUCUCUCGCUCUGCUCCAUCUCUCGCUCUGCUCCAUCUCUCGCUCUGCUCCAUCUCUCGCUCUGCUCCAUCUCUCGCUCUGCUCCAUCUCUCGCUCUGCUCCAUCUCUCGCUCUGCUCCAUCUCUCGCUCUGCUCCAUCUCUCGCUCUACUCCAUCUCUCGCUCUACUCCAUCUCUCGCUCUACUCCAUCUCUCGCUCUACUCCAUCUCUCGCUCUACUCCAUCUCUCGCUCUACUCCAUCUCUCGCUCUACUCCAUCUCUCGCUCUACUCCAUCUCUCGCUCUACUCCAUCUCUCGCUCUACUCCAUCUCUCGCUCUACUCCAUCUCUCGCUCUACUCCAUCUCUCGCUCUACUCCAUCUCUCGCUCUACUCCAUCUCUCGCUCUACUCCAUCUCUCGCUCUACUCCAUCUCUCGCUCUACUCCAUCUCUCGCUCUACUCCAUCUCUCGCUCUACUCCAUCUCUCGCUCUACUCCAUCUCUCGCUCUACUCCAUCUCUCGCUCUACUCCAUCUCUCGCUCUACUCCAUCUCUCGCUCUACUCCAUCUCUCGCUCUACUCCAUCUCUCGCUCUACUCCAUCUCUCGCUCUACUCCAUCUCUCGCUCUACUCCAUCUCUCGCUCUACUCCAUCUCUCGCUCUACUCCAUCUCUCGCUCUACUCCAUCUCUCGCUCUACUCCAUCUCUCGCUCUACUCCAUCUCUCGCUCUACUCCAUCUCUCGCUCUACUCCAUCUCUCGCUCUACUCCAUCUCUCGCUCUACUCCAUCUCUCGCUCUACUCCAUCUCUCGCUCUACUCCAUCUCUCGCUCUACUCCAUCUCUCGCUCUACUCCAUCUCUCGCUCUGCUCCAUCUCUCGCUCUGCUCCAUCUCUCGCUCUGCUCCAUCUCUCGCUCUGCUCCAUCUCUCGCUCUGCUCCAUCUCUCGCUCUGCUCCAUCUCUCGCUCUGCUCCAUCUCUCGCUCUGCUCCAUCUCUCGCUCUGCUCCAUCUCUCGCUCUGCUCCAUCUCUCGCUCUGCUCCAUCUCUCGCUCUGCUCCAUCUCUCGCUCUGCUCCAUCUCUCGCUCUACUCCAUCUCUCGCUCUACUCCAUCUCUCGCUCUACUCCAUCUCUCGCUCUACUCCAUCUCUCGCUCUACUCCAUCUCUCGCUCUACUCCAUCUCUCGCUCUACUCCAUCUCUCGCUCUACUCCAUCUCUCGCUCUACUCCAUCUCUCGCUCUACUCCAUCUCUCGCUCUACUCCAUCUCUCGCUCUACUCCAUCUCUCGCUCUACUCCAUCUCUCGCUCUACUCCAUCUCUCGCUCUACUCCAUCUCUCGCUCUACUCCAUCUCUCGCUCUACUCCAUCUCUCGCUCUACUCCAUCUCUCGCUCUACUCCAUCUCUCGCUCUACUCCAUCUCUCGCUCUACUCCAUCUCUCGCUCUACUCCAUCUCUCGCUCUACUCCAUCUCUCGCUCUGCUCCAUCUCUCGCUCUGCUCCAUCUCUCGCUCUGCUCCAUCUCUCGCUCUGCUCCAUCUCUCGCUCUGCUCCAUCUCUCGCUCUGCUCCAUCUCUCGCUCUGCUCCAUCUCUCGCUCUGCUCCAUCUCUCGCUCUGCUCCAUCUCUCGCUCUGCUCCAUCUCUCGCUCUGCUCCAUCUCUCGCUCUGCUCCAUCUCUCGCUCUGCUCCAUCUCUCGCUCUGCUCCAUCUCUCGCUCUGCUCCAUCUCUCGCUCUGCUCCAUCUCUCGCUCUGCUCCAUCUCUCGCUCUACUCCAUCUCUCGCUCUACUCCAUCUCUCGCUCUACUCCAUCUCUCGCUCUACUCCAUCUCUCGCUCUGCUCCAUCUCUCGCUCUGCUCCAUCUCUCGCUCUGCUCCAUCUCUCGCUCUGCUCCAUCUCUCGCUCUACUCCAUCUCUCGCUCUACUCCAUCUCUCGCUCUACUCCAUCUCUCGCUCUACUCCAUCUCUCGCUCUACUCCAUCUCUCGCUCUACUCCAUCUCUCGCUCUACUCCAUCUCUCGCUCUACUCCAUCUCUCGCUCUACUCCAUCUCUCGCUCUACUCCAUCUCUCGCUCUACUCCAUCUCUCGCUCUACUCCAUCUCUCGCUCUACUCCAUCUCUCGCUCUACUCCAUCUCUCGCUCUACUCCAUCUCUCGCUCUACUCCAUCUCUCGCUCUACUCCAUCUCUCGCUCUACUCCAUCUCUCGCUCUACUCCAUCUCUCGCUCUACUCCAUCUCUCGCUCUACUCCAUCUCUCGCUCUACUCCAUCUCUCGCUCUACUCCAUCUCUCGCUCUACUCCAUCUCUCGCUCUACUCCAUCUCUCGCUCUACUCCAUCUCUCGCUCUACUCCAUCUCUCGCUCUACUCCAUCUCUCGCUCUACUCCAUCUCUCGCUCUACUCCAUCUCUCCCUCUACUCCCAAUCCCUGAGGUCGAGCUACUGAGCCAACUUCACCACCCGCAUGUGCUGUCCCUGCUGGGCUGCUGUCCAUCCCACCACUGCAUAGUGUACGAGUUCAUGGCAAACGGAACUCUCGAGGAGCGCCUGCUCUGCGCCAACAACUCGCCGCCCCUCCCCUGGUUCGCCCGCCUCCGCAUCGCCGCUGAAAUCGCCUCGGCCCUCCUCGCAUUACACUCGCAGCCAAAACCCAUUAUUCAUUUGGACUUGAAACCGGCGAAUGUGCUUUUAGACGAGAGGCUUGUAGCGAAGCUGGCCGAUGUGGGGGUUGCGAGGCAGAUGCCGGGGAGGGGGGGCUCGGACCAGGGCUUUAAUGUCACUCAUGCGCACACGUCUAUGCCGAUUGGGACCGUUGCUUAUGUCGACCCGGAGUACCAGCGGACGGGCGAUUUCAGCCCGAAAUCGGACGUGUAUGCCCUCGGGAUUAUCCUGUUUGACUUGCUGACGGGGCGGCAGCCGGCUCGGUAUGAGAAAAUAGAGGAUGCUGUGGAUGAAGGGGAUGAGGAGGCGUUGGGGAAGCUGCUGGAUGGCAAGGCAGGGAAGUGGCCUGUCGGGCUGGCAAUGGAGGUUGCGAGGAUUGCUGUGCGGUGCAGUGAGAUGAAGAGGAAAAAGAGGCCUGAUCUUGGGGAAGUGGUUAUGCCGGUGCUGAUGAGAGCACAAAAGGAGGCUGUGAUUAUGAUGGAGAGGAUGAUGGCUGAACGGAUAGUCGUCGCCGUUAGCAAGGACCCGUCGAGCCGCGAUGCCAUAAAAUGGGCGGUUCGGAAGAAGAUGAAGCGCGCCGAUGACAUUCUUAUCCUCCUCCACAUCGUCUCUAGGCUUCCUGCUCCAGGCGCGUACGGCAGCGGGGGGGCGGGUGGGGAGAUCUACCAGAGCGAGGCGACGACUGCUGCAUUCGUGGCGUACCUGCGGGACGUGGUGAAGCCCAUGAUGCUGCAGCUCAAGACCGCCGUGGAUCCCAAGGUGCAGGCGCGCGUGGAGCUGAAGGUGGGGCGCAGCAACUGGCGCGUGAGGGGCAUUCUGGAGGAGGCCACGCGCCUGCAGGCGUCCAUGCUCGUCAUCGGCGCGCAGCCCAGCCUGCACAGUGACUCGUUUGGCACGGGGGCGUAUUUCAUCCGCAACAAGCCGCCACACAUGUCAGUGUAUGUCAUUCAGGCGGGCAAGCUGCUGCUCAGCCACGAGGCGGACGGGCAGAUCACCGGCUCCCCUGCUGCCCUUGAUGCUGUUGCUCUUGAAGCUGCAGCUGCGGAGGAAGCAGGAGGAGGCGGAGGCGGAGGCGGAGGGGGAGGGGGAGGGGGGUUUGCAGACGGAACGGGGGCCCUGCUAGGCAUGUCUCCGGGGCAGUUUGAGGCUGGAGGGCCCUUGUCGGUGGAUCAGCUGCUGGCUGCCGGCCUGCGAUUGGACACGCCGGCUGCUGAGCUGGCGGCGCUGAGGCUACCUCCUGAAGUGUUGGAGCAACUGCUGGCCGCACAGAUGACAGCUGGUGAGUCCAGGUGGCAUGCGGUGUGUGCAGGUGGCAUGCGGUGUGUGCAGGUGUCAUGCGGUGAGUGCAGGCGGGCAGGUGUUGGUAACAAGUUGAAAUGUGGUCUAAGCGCUGGGUUUGACGGCUACGGAUACAGUCACAGUGCGAGCGACAUUCCGAUCGCUGUUCCUGCCACCACUGCCAAUCCCAACGACACUAACGCUGCCAACGCCAAUCGGCUUGGGCAGUUCCUCACUCCGCCUCGUUCUCGCAGUGGUAUGGACGGCUUGACGUCUGUACUCGCUAGAGACAGCCUCACUAGUAGCUCUGGGCCGCUCCCACGCCUCUCCCCUUCGUUUAAGCCCUCCAGAGGACGAUAUGAGGGAGGGGGGUACGAGGGAGUGGAGUAUGGGAGCACUGGUGCCUCUCCUGCUGCGGGGAGAAAGCUAAAGGCGAGUCGCAGCACUGUUGGCAGGCACACAAGAGAGAGGAGCGGCGGUGCUGGUGGUGCUGGUGUUGACUUUACUGCCAUGGCUGCGGCUGCAUGUGGCGUUGGAGACGUUUCUCGAGGGGCGGGGCGGAAGAGCGCGGCAGCGAUGGAGAUAGAGCAGAUGCGGCUGCAGGCUAAGGAGGCGGAAACAGCCCGGCUGCACGCAGAGAGGCGGCUUCACCAAAUGCGUGUGCACGCCCAGGCAGGGCGGGGGGAGUACCGCGUGUACAGCUAUGAAGAGAUCCAGGCCGCAACAGACAACUUCAACCCGAAGAACCGGCUGGGCGAGGGCGCGUUUGGCACGGUGUUUGGGGGGCGGCUGCACCACACACGCGUGGCCGUGAAGGUUCUUAAAGCCACAGACGUGGUCAAGGCGACCAACGAGUUUCAGCAGGAGGUGGAGGUACUAAGCCAGAUUCAGCACCCGCACGUGGUGAUGCUGCUCGGCUGCUGUCCCUCCCACCACUGCAUAGUCUACGAGUUCAUGGCGAGUGGCACCCUCGAGGAGCGCCUGCUCUGCGCCAACAACUCGCUGCCCCUCCCCUGGUUCGCCCGCCUCCGCAUCGCUGCUGAAGUCGCCUCUGCGCUCCUCAUUCUCCACGCGCGCCCCAUCCCCAUCGUGCACCGCGACUUAAAGCCCGCCAACAUUCUCCUGGAUAAGAACCUCGUGGCGAAGCUUGGAGAUGUGGGCCUGGCAAAGCUGAUGCCGGGGACGGGGUCGCAGGUACACACGCACGCACAUGAUUCGGUGCCUGUGGGGACUCUGGCUUAUGUCGACCCGGAGUUUCAGCGAACGGGGGACUACGGGCCGAAAUCCGACGUGUACGCGCUCGGGAUUAUUUUGUUUGAUAUUCUGACGGGGCGCAAGCCGACGACUUAUGAGGAGUUAGAGGAGGCAGUGGAUGAGGAGGAUGAGGAAGCUUUCAAGAAGCUUCUGGACGAGAAAGCAGGCGAGUGGCCGAUAGGGCUGGCCAUGGAAGUGGCAAGGAUGGCAGUGCGGUGCAGUGAGAUGCGGAGGAAGAAACGGCCGGAUUUGGAGAGUGAGGUGAUGCCGCUGCUGGCUCGGGCCAGGGAUGAGGCAGCAGAGGCAGAGGAAGCUGCUAGGAAGGAGAGCGGGCGGUCGGGAGGGAGCAAGGACGUGCCCAAGCAGUUGCUGUGCCCGAUUAACAAGAAAAUAAUGGUGGAGCCAGUGUUAGCAGCAGACGGGUACACUUACGAGAAAGCAGCCAUUCAGAUGUGGCUGGAGCGAGCCGACCUAUCCCCCAUAACCAACGAGCCAAUGCCUCACAAGCACCUCAUGCCGAACCUCGUGGUUCGGGAUUUGAUAGCUGACUGGACCAACAAGAAUGUAAAAAGUGAAGCAUAG
Closterium sp. Yama58-4 is the source of this 10890-nucleotide messenger RNA. The record is from the annotation of a GenBank genome assembly. NCBI's taxonomy places the organism in Eukaryota, Viridiplantae, Streptophyta, Zygnematophyceae, Desmidiales, Closteriaceae.